AUGUUACAUUUGAGCCGAGCACGGGGCCACUUUGCCGCGGCCGAGGCAGAGAAUGUCCUCGGAAUAGAAUCCGAGGUGCUCAGCAGAUGGGAACCUUGA
Messenger RNA from Aspergillus nidulans FGSC A4, 99 nucleotides. RefSeq lists its product as uncharacterized. NCBI's taxonomy places the organism in Eukaryota, Fungi, Ascomycota, Eurotiomycetes, Eurotiales, Aspergillaceae. The coding region runs from base 1 to 99 and encodes 32 amino acids. The record is from RefSeq and is a predicted model, not a curated record. The transcript is spliced from 2 exons.